GGUGUUUAAUUAACAUUGACAUUGACAUUAACUGCGGUGUGACUGUGCUGAAGUAUUUUUAACUUUGUGCCUGUCUUACGAUAUUAACCUGCUGUAUGAGAAGUUACCGCACACAUCUGGAUUUCUUUAGAGAUUCAUGUGGCCUCCAGCUUUCAAAACACACCUUGUUUCUCAGGUGAGCGAUGGACGAAAGCACCUUUGAGACAUUUGAGGAAGAGCUUGGCAAACCACUGGAAGACGUUCCUCCUCAGAAACCUGUCAGACAAGCGCGAACAGGAGGCAGAGCAGAGAUGUCUGCUCAGAGGAGGGUGCGAGAGGAAGCUCCAAACGUCCAGCAGGCCCCAAAGAUGAUUCCUCGGGAACAUCCGGUCUCCGGUGCCACAGCGUCGUUACGCAGAGCGCUGUCCGUCCAGAACCUGACGCAGACCGAGACGCCGUGGGAAGGUGUGACGCUGAACAGGUGUCUGAUCGCAGCCAUAACCAUCCUGCUGCUGAGCUCCGGCCUACAGAGAAUACAUGAGGUCGUCAGAGGACGUAAAGACGUCAGUGAAGAGCUCACAGCACUGCACGACAGACACGCUCUGAUUAAAAGAGGGAAAAUAACACAGCAUGAGCCUUACACUUCCUUAUGGGACACAUUGUUCUGGUGGAUUGAUGAUGAUGAUGAUGAUGAUGAAGGCAAAUCCAAGAGAGUGAGUCGCGGGAGAGUUUCCAGGGGCCUCAGACACCGGGCCCUUCCGGACCUCAGGCUCCUGAAGAAAAGAGAGACUAAAUUCACUGAGCGCAGAAGAAGAAGAAGAGGACGACGAGAAGAAGAUGAGACUAAAGAGAGACUGACAAAAGAGAAAGAGAUGAAAGUCAAGAAAGUGGAAGAAGAAGAGGAGGAGGACACAGAGGAGAUGAAGAAACCAAAGAAAGCAGUGAAAGAGAGCAAGCUAAAACAGUGAUGGACAGAUAAUGAGUGCAUAAAGAAAACAGGGAUGGCUUAUGUGCUUGAUUAUAUUGAAAAAAAAUCUUAAUGGUCCUAAAGAGAGUCAUUUCUUUAGCAAAAUGUGUUUUGUUUUGAUUACAGGGUGAAAUAUGUUCUUAACAGGUUUGUAAUAUCCUGAUACCUACUCAGUUAAUGAUAAAAAAAAAGGUAUAAUAUGGUGCUUUUUUGUUUUGUAAAAUCUGUUUCAGAGACUUCAUGGUCAUUGAAGACAUAAGACCCUUGAGAUUUUUACACAAAUUUUUGCAAUUAUGACCGCAAGCUCAUCUCACAAACCUCAUAUUCUGCUAGAGGACAUUAAAUUGCAUUAAUAAUUGUUAUAUCACAUUAACACAUAAUUAAUAACAAUAACAAGAAUUAGUUUAUUAGUACUUCAGCGCCGUUUUCUUUUUAAGAUGGUUUUUAAGUAAUAUUUAAGACAAAGCUGUCUUAAAGUAAUGCGAUGCAGAAAUAAUUUUUUUUUUUUUAAAUAUAUGUUUAUAG
This is a messenger RNA of Cyprinus carpio (common carp), 1471 nucleotides long. RefSeq lists its product as uncharacterized. NCBI's taxonomy places the organism in Eukaryota, Metazoa, Chordata, Actinopteri, Cypriniformes, Cyprinidae. The transcript is spliced from 6 exons. The coding region runs from base 183 to 947 and encodes 254 amino acids. The record is from RefSeq and is a predicted model, not a curated record.